Molecule: messenger RNA, 804 nt
Organism: Engraulis encrasicolus (European anchovy)
Lineage: Eukaryota; Metazoa; Chordata; Actinopteri; Clupeiformes; Engraulidae
Gene: arl6ip5a
Product: ADP-ribosylation factor-like 6 interacting protein 5a
Exons: 3
Coding region: 53-637 (194 amino acids)
Biological process (GO): negative regulation of transport
Cellular component (GO): membrane
Source: RefSeq, a predicted model, not a curated record
CUGGAGCUGAAGUGCCAGCAAGCUGUCAUCUGUUGUUGCAGUGUAUGGGCAAAUGGCUAAAGUAGAAAUAGCACCACUUCGGCCCUGGGACGACUUUUUCCCGGGGUCCGAAAGGUUUGGAAAGCCCGAUGUGCACGACCUGGCAAAGUGGAACAACCGGGUGGUCAGCAAUCUUCUGUACUACCAAACAAAUUAUCUGGCGACUGCAAUCGUUGUCUUCCUGCUUGUGGGGUUGACCAAUCCCUUCAGCAUGAUGCUGGGUGGUCUGGUGGUCAGCAUGGUCUUCAUGGGCUCCGUGUGGGCUGCGGAGAACAAGGCCAUGAUCAAGAACUUCAAGAAGCAGAACCCCACCCUCUUCGUGUUUGCGGUGAUGGUGGCCAGCUAUUUCCUCAUCUCUCUCCUCGGAGGAGUCUCUGUCUUCAUCUUUGGCAUCUCCACACCUCUGCUGUUGAUUUUUUCCCACGCAUCAAUGCGCCUGCGGAACAUGAAGAAUAAACUGGAGAACAAGAUCGAGGGGGCGGGCCUUAAGAGAACACCAAUGGGCUUGAUCCUGGAAGCGCUGGGCCAACAGGAAGAGAACCUAAACAAGAUUCAGGGCUUCCUGGAGAAUGAAAUGAGGAAAAAGCUAAAAGACUGAAGAAAAAAAAACUAAUGUGAAUGGCAUGUCAAUGACUUGAGUCCCCCCUGGUACACACACACACACACACACACACACACACACACACACACACACACACACACACACACACACACACACACACACACACACACACACACACACACACACACACACACCUGUUACAC